This is a messenger RNA of Cladophialophora yegresii CBS 114405, 1440 nucleotides long. RefSeq lists its product as uncharacterized. The coding region runs from base 1 to 1440 and encodes 479 amino acids. The transcript has a single exon. Gene Ontology annotation, cellular component: plasma membrane. The record is from RefSeq and is a predicted model, not a curated record. Gene Ontology annotation, biological process: cellular response to pH. Lineage: Eukaryota; Fungi; Ascomycota; Eurotiomycetes; Chaetothyriales; Herpotrichiellaceae.
AUGCCGUUUCCGUUUGUGCUUUCCACAACAUCCCAUAUCUCAUUCCAAGCCAGCCUUACCUCAUCCACCCAUCCAUCCCUCCCCUCAGCGGCUACAUCCCAGCGCGCCAUUGUCCGGGCGGCGUUGAAGGCCCACAAGAGAUUAUCCCCUUCCCAGCAGGCAAAUAAUCUGCUGUCACUUUCAUCCACGAUCCAAACCUACCUACGCUACCUCAUCAGCUUAGAUCUCGCACUAUCUGGUAAGGCGGUGGCUGGAGAGGACGUUGAUAUUGCCCUCGCGAAAGAACCCGAGAUCCAAUGGCGUCCCACGCUCAGCUCCACCACGAUUCCUGGUCGUGACAAUGAACGCGUCAAGGGCAAAGGCCUUGACUAUGAGAUUUUCUUCAUUCACCACACCCUGGCGCUGAUCCAAAAUCUACUGGCCAGGCAGUCUUUAUUGGGCCUGUACGCCGCAGUCAAUCCGAUCCCUGAAGAACGGACAGCAUUGGUUCAGAACGCGACCAAAUUCUUGAAAAUAGCCUACUCUCUGCACUCGUAUUUACUGCUAAGAGCCAACUCAUCGACGGAUGGACCUCCUUCGUUCCCUGCAGCAGCAGUUGACGUGUCCACCGCCGUACAGUCUGGUCUCCAGCACUUGACGCACGCAGAGUUCAAUCUCUUAUGCGUGCUGAAGGAUGACCCAUACCCAGCACUCCUGAUCCAGUCCAGGAACAAAGACGACAAGGAGUGGAUGAUCCGAGCGCCGCAAAUACCCAAGGUACGUGCUCAAGUGCUGACACGACUAUGCAUUGGAGCAUCCUCGCACGCGUCAGCCGCGCUGGCAGCGCUCAAGAUGGAAAGCACGCGAGUGUCCAAGGAUCUGCUAGAGUACUGUGACGGCAUCCAACGAUCGUCCCGGGCAAAAGCAUGCCGAUUUCAGGCAUUAGAUGAAGACGGGGCCGGACAGAUAGGAAAAGCGAUCGCCUGGAUCCGGGCAGCUAUGGACGAGCUUGGCCUUGACGUGGGCAAGGAAGGGCCCAAGUCAUCUGGUCUUGGGAAGCUGAAGAAUUCAUGGCUCGAGCGGAGGGAAGACAAGCGCAUUGAGAAGGGCAGCACGAAUUGGGGCCUGGACGGUGGAAAGCUUGAAGAGGCCCGCAUCGUGGAACACCUGGCCAAGAAGUUCAACAAGGAGAACGACACCAUCAGCAACCAGUUGGUACCUGAGUGGAAGCCCUUGCUGGCGACCCUGCCGAGCGGGAUGAAUAUGCCGAUCGAUGAGAGGUGGAAGCCGGCAUUGUUGGACGAGGACGAGUUGGCGUCCAUGAGGGCUCCUCCGGAUGAGGAUGACCUUGCCGCUGCUGCAAACAGUUCGGAUGACGAGGCAGAUAUGGCGAAGGAACCUGUAGGCGCGUUUCCUGGGACUCAUCGAGAUUAUGGUGACAAGGCCACAAGUUACUAUUGA